This is a messenger RNA of Myodes glareolus (Bank vole), 1538 nucleotides long. RefSeq names its product tRNA aspartic acid methyltransferase 1 (gene Trdmt1). Gene Ontology annotation, molecular function: methyltransferase activity. Lineage: Eukaryota; Metazoa; Chordata; Mammalia; Rodentia; Cricetidae. The record is from RefSeq and is a predicted model, not a curated record. Gene Ontology annotation, cellular component: nucleus.
ACCGGUAGGCCUAGUUUCCAGGCUGCGGUCGCGGUGGCGAGGCAUGGAGCCUCUGCGUGUCUUGGACCUGUAUAGUGGCAUUGGUGGCAUGCACCACGCGCUGCGAGAAAGCUGUAUCCCCGCACACGUGGUGGCUGCUAUUGAUGUGAAUACUGUUGCUAAUGAAGUAUACAAGCAUAAUUUUCCUCACACACAUUUACUGGCAAAGACUAUUGAAGGUAUUUCACUGGAAGAGUUUGACAAGCUAUCUUUCAAUAUGAUUUUAAUGAGCCCUCCAUGUCAGCCAUUCACAAGAAUUGGCCUACAGGGGGAUAUGACUGAUCCAAGGACAAAUAGCUUCUUGUACAUUCUAGAUAUUCUCCCAAGAUUGCAGAAAUUACCCAAGUAUAUUCUUCUAGAAAAUGUUAAAGGUUUUGAAGUAUCAUCUACAAGAGAGCUGCUGAUACAAACAAUGGAAGCCUGUGGUUUUCAGUAUCAAGAGUUUCUGUUAUCUCCUUCCUCUCUUGGUAUUCCAAACUCGAGGCUACGAUAUUUUCUCAUUGCAAAGCGUCAGUCAGAGCCUUUACCUUUUCAGGUCCCUGGUCAGAUACUGAUGGAGUUUCCUACAAGUGCAACUAUGCAGCCACAAAACUGUUCAGUAGUUGCAGAAAAUAAACUACGAGAGGAGAGUCCUGAACCAAGCACCUGCUUUGGUAGCAGCAGCACACAGCGUUCAGGAAAAGAUACCAUUCUUUUUAAGCUUGAAACCGCAGAAGAAAUGGACAGGAAGCACCAGCAGGACAGCGACCUCUCUGUGCAGAUGCUGAAAGAGUUUCUUGAAGAUGAUGACCCAAGCCAGUACCUUUUACCACCAAAGUUAUUGCUGCGAUAUGCUCUUCUAUUGGAUAUCGUGAGGCCCACGUCCAGGAGGUCCAUGUGCUUUACCAAAGGGUAUGGAAGCUACAUUGAAGGGACAGGCUCAGUGUUACAGACUGCAGAGGAUGUUCAGAUUGAGAAUGUCUUCAAAUCUCUUAAUAAUUUGCCCCCGGAAGAAAAGAUAGCUAAGUUGUCAACGCUCAAACUGCGAUAUUUCACACCUAGAGAAAUUGCAAAUCUGCAGGGAUUUCCUCCAGAAUUUGAGUUUCCCGAGAAGAUAACGGUGAAGCAGCGGUACCGGCUUCUUGGCAACAGUCUCAAUGUGCAUGUGGUGGCCAAACUCCUCACAGUCCUGUGUGAAUCAUUUGGAAGUUCCUCCAGUUCUAGACAGUGAUUCUCAAAUUCUAUUUUGAGCAAAUUUGUAUAAAAUUUAAAUUAGUUUCAUAGUAUUUUAAUUGGAAACUUAUGUAAUGCACGUCAAAUUGUUUUCUUAAAUGUAUAUUACCGUAUCCCCAAAACUCACUUUGUUGUUUUGCCCUAUGGGCAAAUAUUUUUAUAAAGUUUUUAAGUAUGUGUAUGAAAUAUGUUUCACAUGCUACAAAUUAAGAAUGUUUAAACUUUUAUAUCUAUUUUAGUACUUUAUAUAGUAUGACAUGAAUAAUAUAAUGAUCUUUAGAAAAUCA